Arabidopsis arenosa is the source of this 578-nucleotide messenger RNA. The record is from the annotation of a GenBank genome assembly. Lineage: Eukaryota; Viridiplantae; Streptophyta; Magnoliopsida; Brassicales; Brassicaceae.
ACACAGACACAAAGCACCGAAAAUGGCGGUUUCUUCUGGAACAUUCUCUACCUUCCUCUGCAUCAAAACAACAUCUUUCCACAACCCAUCAACUCCUCCUCCUUCGUCUCUCCGGCUAGCCUCUCACCCGGCGGCUAAACUACGCUUAGUCCGAGCUGUAACAUCUGCGACGGCCUCUUCAGAACCAACCGCAACCAAUAAGAGAGUGCCACGCGGCAUCAUGAAGCCUAGACCAGUGUCUCCGGAGAUGCAAGACAUCGUCGAACUUCCUGAAAUCGCUCGCACACAAGCUCUUAAGCGUAUUUGGGCUUAUAUCAAAGAACAUGACCUUCAAGACCCACAAAACAAGAGAGAAAUACUGUGUGAUGAGAAGCUGAAGAAGAUAUUCGAAGGCAGAGAUCGGGUAGGGUUCUUGGAGAUUGCAAAGCUCAUCGGUCCUCACUUCCUCUGAUGGAAUUUCCGCGAAACUUUAUUUGGAUGAUAGUCUAUGUUUUGUUGAGCUGUUAGGGCCAUGAAAGAGAAGGGUAUCUUAAGUUGGGGAAGACUUAGAUUAAGAUUAGUAAAUUAGGGUUUUUUGC